ACAUUGCGGCAUGUUGUUUAAAGCAACGUAAAAACAGCUGAUCGAAUCCUAACCUACAAAUUGUGUCAAACUCAAACGUCACCGCUGGACGCCAUUCCAACUAAAAUCCGUUUGUGUCUUAUUAAAUUUAAAAUUAUUUUAAAUGUCUUUUAUCAGUUUUCUAUGUUUCAAUUUGCGGCAUACAUAGUGAGUUACCUGUUUAAGCGUGCGCCUAAAUCAUUGGAGUAUGUUCAAUAGUAUAUGGCUCAACUUGUACUAUUAUUUGAGACCGAUUUUGAAGUGGCUACUUCGUAAAACAACAAGACUAUGCGAACUUCAGAGGAUAUGCUAUGGUGAAGCGGCUGGUUACUCAAGAUCUUACGGCGUUGAAAGAUCCUUACAGUUGUCUAGGAGUCCAGAAAUUAAAAAAAUGGUGCAGUGUUUAGAUAAACUCAGCGACGAACGAAAGCUAUGCGGCCGCGUUCUGAAGUCAUCUCUCCAGUAUGCGGUAGGAACUGUGCUAACUGUCAAGGAAAUAAAUCCGUACGUUCACAAUCAGUUUGCGCCGUCAUUUGUGAGGUGUUCAGAACAUAUUUGGGGCUACCGGCAACUGGUGAGUGAAAUAGAACAUUUAAGAACUUGUCAAUACGAUGCCACAAACAGUGAUCACGAGAAAAAACUUCUGAAAUUGUGGGAAAAACUGAUGCCAUCUGUGCCGCUAGAAAGCAGGGUGACCAAACAAUGGCAAGACAUUGGCUUUCAGGGCGACGAUCCCAAAACCGAUUUCAGAGGCAUGGGUAUUCUAGGACUAGAAAAUCUUCUAUUUUUCGCCGAGGAAUAUCCCAGUGCUGCAACCUUCGUCCUCUCACAUUCCUUGCACCCGCAAAAAGGGUACGCCUUUGCUAUUGUAGGCAUAAAUCUAACGAGUAUGGCAUACCAUCUACUAAAAGAUGGCACAUUUAAAACGCAUAUCUACAACAUCUCUAAAAGUAUGCCCAGUAUAAGACUUUUCCAUCAGCUGUACUGCUAUCUGUUCUACGAAUUUGAUAAGUUUUGGCUGCAGGCAAAACCGAAAAAUAUCAUGGACUUUGCGCCGAUUCGUAAUCGUUUUGAAGAAAAUAUUAGAUUGAUUCUAUCUCAACCAUCGGCGGCUUUCAGAAUCAACCUAAGUAUUGAUACAAUCUGAACUCAACUGUUUUGUGAUUCCUUUGCUUUUCCACAACUUGGGUGUUUGAAUAGACUUCUUCACAAUUUGUUGUUCUUCGGUUUCCAGAAAAAACUAACUUACUUUCAUUUCAAAUUUUCUAAGCACUGUGGCUUAAAUACUGUUGAGGCUGCUCAAUUUGAAACACUUAAUACCUAUGUUAAAGAACUCACUUAGAGUAGAAUAUAGCUUGAUAUCAAUUUUUGUAAUUUGCUGAACAAGUCUUAAGAUUUAAGACAAUCAAUAAUUUUAAGGAAUAAUGCUCUAGCACAAAAAGUGGUUCUGUAAAAGCCUCAAAACUGAAGAUAAAUUAACAUUUUUUUCCUAAGGCAACAGGAAUAUUUUACUUGAUUAUUGAAGACAAUAUUUUCUACACACAGCUUUAAACAUGGUAUUUUAAGAUAAUAAAUAGUAUAUAAUAUUCAAUUAAUUAAAUACAUAGAAAAUCUAUUUAAUUAAAAAAAUAGAGACAUUGGUAAACCCCCGUUACCAAUAUUAUUCUUGGUGCAAUCAAUUGAAUAUUGCUGCAAUUGUAGUUUUAGUAUAUGUCUGAAUUUAUGAGUGUAUUUUUAAAUUUCCUAAAAUAUUCAAAGGAAUAAAAGAUUUAUAUAUUGAGUAUUAUAUUCGGUUUACCUAGUAUGAUUGUAAAAUAGAACUCAUCACUAAAUUCAUGCUAAACUCUUAUAAUAAAGCCUCAACUAAACCAAUCUUGCCAUAAAUACAGUAUUUUUUAUUAAAAUAAAAAAUUUCCUUAGCUCUAUAGUUAGCACAGAGGUGCCAAUCAAUCUAGUCUAUUAAUCAAUAUAUUCAAUAUUUUGUUAGUUAGUUUCAAUUCAUCCCUUAGUUAUACUUACAGAUUUCCACAAUCUUUCACUUCACCUUUAAAUAUCUUCAACUACUUUACACAAACCCACACUUGGAAUGUGUUAGAUUUUUUAGUCAAUAAUUAAUUUCUAUUUUUAAUAAGAAUAUUACGCUCAAAAAAUUAUGUUCGUUGGUAGAAAUACCUUGUGAUCCUCAACUGGGAGUUGAGUUUGAAAAUGUUAAAAAACAUUGACUUGAUAAGCGUGGGCUACUUCAAGUAAUUCAAGCUUGAAUAAUUUUUUAGCACGGGGUGAAUUAAUGAAUUUAUAAAUUUGAAGAUUUAUCUGCUGUUUUAUGGGUUUCUAGUUUAAGUUUUUUGAAAAAUCAACUAUAAUAAAUUCAAAAGAAUUUUGC
Nilaparvata lugens (brown planthopper) is the source of this 2401-nucleotide messenger RNA. RefSeq names its product ELMO domain-containing protein 2. The transcript has a single exon. The record is from RefSeq and is a predicted model, not a curated record. NCBI's taxonomy places the organism in Eukaryota, Metazoa, Arthropoda, Insecta, Hemiptera, Delphacidae. Bases 227 to 1165 code for a protein of 312 amino acids. Gene Ontology annotation, molecular function: GTPase activator activity.